Molecule: messenger RNA, 3713 nt
Organism: Annulohypoxylon maeteangense
Lineage: Eukaryota; Fungi; Ascomycota; Sordariomycetes; Xylariales; Hypoxylaceae
Product: kinesin-domain-containing protein
Exons: 4
Coding region: 282-3440 (1052 amino acids)
Biological process (GO): microtubule-based movement
Molecular function (GO): microtubule motor activity; ATP binding; microtubule binding
Source: RefSeq, a predicted model, not a curated record
UGACUACACCGUACCUCCUACAUCUUCCACAUGAAUCACGAAUCAUACGGGUCUUGACGACGCCUUACCCUAAUACUAACAAAAACAGUUGGUCUAAUUUAUAAUUUGGCGUUAGAAAACACGGCGAUUGUUGAUUCCUUUACUUACCUACACGAGCACUCACUAUUUCUCGCUCUUGCUUAUGACGACAGCUUUACUUUAACUUCAUGACGAUUUUGUAGGGGGAGCUCAAUUAAGGGGAUAUAACAACAACAGCAGCAACCAUUACAUAGGCGCCCAGCAUGGCUUCAUUCAAGGAUCCGGGUGCUUCGUCCAUCACCGUCGCAGUGCGAGUGCGGCCAUUCACAAUCAGAGAAGCAGCACAAUUGCAACGCAACGAUGACGGCACUCUAUUCCUAGGAGAUGGUUCCUUAGCAGCAGCUCCUCAACCGAAGCUUAAGCAAAGUGGCAUACGCUCCGUUAUUAAAGUAGUCGAUGACCGAUGCCUAGUAUUCGAUCCACCGGAAGAUAACCCCGUGCAGAAGUUUUCCAGAUCGGUAGUGCCGAAUGGCAAGAAAGUCAAAGACCAAGUCUUCGCCUUCGACCGAAUAUUCGACGAGAACACCUCCCAGACAGAAGUAUACGAGGCUACGACAAAGACCUUAUUAGAUAGCGUCCUCGACGGCUACAAUGCGACUGUAUUUGCGUACGGAGCCACAGGAUGCGGCAAGACGCAUACAAUCACCGGAACUUCUCAGAUGCCUGGAAUCAUAUUCUUGACGAUGCAAGAGCUCUUCGAGAAGAUUUCCGACCGUAGCGACGAGAAACAUACUGAGAUAUCCUUAUCAUAUUUAGAGAUCUACAACGAAACUAUUCGAGAUCUGCUAGUCCCCGGCGGCAGCAAGCAAGGAUUGAUGCUCCGCGAGGAUUCCAACGCAGGCGUCACCGUGUCCGGACUCACAAGUCAUCAUCCAAAAGACGUACAAGAAGUUAUGGACAUGAUCGUCCAGGGAAACGAGUACCGGACGGUAUCGCCUACGGAGGCGAAUGCAACUUCAUCUCGAUCUCACGCCGUCCUUCAGAUUAACAUCGCCCAGAAAGAUCGCAACGCAGCCGUCAAUGAACCCCACACUAUGGCAACCCUGAGCAUCAUUGAUCUUGCAGGUAGCGAGCGAGCCAGCGCCACCAAGAAUCGAGGAGAGAGGCUCAUGGAGGGUGCAAAUAUCAACAAGUCCUUGCUCGCGUUAGGCAGCUGUAUUAAUGCGCUCUGCGAUCCUCGAAAGAAAAACCACGUACCUUACCGAAACAGCAAGCUGACACGCCUAUUGAAGUUCUCAUUGGGAGGUAACUGCAAGACGGUCAUGAUAGUUUGUGUUAGCCCGUCUAGCGCCCACUUUGACGAGACGCAAAACACUCUACGAUAUGCCAACCGAGCAAAGAACAUCCAGACCAAGGUGACGCGGAACGUUUUCAAUGUCAAUCGACACGUCAAGGACUUCUUGGUCAAGAUCGACGAACAGAUGGCCUUGAUUAACGAACUCAAGGCACAGCAGAAGGACGCCGAGAGAAUAUUUUUCGCCAAGUUUCAGAAGCAAUUGGAGAAGAAGAGUUGGUCUGUAAAAGAAGGUGUUCAGAGGAUCCAAACAGCAUAUGAGAAUUCACAGGCCGAGCGACAAGAAAAGGUUAACCUUAUGAAGAAGCAACGCGGUAUCGAGCGCCGUAUUGGACUAUUAUCAUCAUGGAUUGCGGCGUUUGAUACGGUUUGUGAUAUGAAAGAAGACGAGGAUGACAUGCCAUCCAACCUUACAACCAUGCGCAAAACAGCAGUAGGCAUUCAACUAGAACUCGAGGACAGCCGACAGCAUAUCCACCAAAAGCUGAACAAGAUGAAUUGGGAGCGCGCUAUUGACGGAGCUCUCCAACAUAGUAUCAGCCAACUACCUUCGGGUGAUGGACAUGCAGUGGACAACGGCGAGGUCGAAAGUCUAACAAGAGAGGCAGAAUUAUGGAAAGCCAAUUUUGCUCGAGAAGCUGAUCGCGAAGUUCUCGAGCAAGAUCGCGCAGGUGAUGCGGGCAUUAUGCAAGUCCUCUUGACGGCGCAAUUCGAAAUCCUCUCAUCCCUCGCGGAUACCAUAAAUAUGAGCGAAGAAGAGGCGGUUGCCCACGCCAAGAAUAUUAUCCACCGUUUGCUCGACACCGGGUUUACGGCUACUGCUCAAGUAGUCAAACCUGACGGAGGUAAAAUGCCAGUAGAAGCAUUCCCUCCUACAAAACGCGGGACCCCGAAACGUAAGAAGACGGCAAACCUCAGCAAAGAGGCAGUUAAACCGAUACCAAACCCGGCCUUGGCGGCUGUUGUAGCAUCUCAGCCACAGCCGAUGCCUGGGUCGCCAUUUAAGGGGUCACCUCGACGCCGUAAGGCACUCAACGCACGAAAAGGCGUCUCGUUUACCCCUUCCAAGAAGAAGUCGCCUUCCAAACGUGGAGUGCGAUGGCGCGACGACGAUGGCGAAUCUGGCACUUUAGCAGACUUCGAAAAGACUCCUCAAAAGUUCGGGUAUUCGCCGGAACGCAGCUCACCACAGAAGGCGAUACCGCAAGUUUCUGCUAUCCCGCUCAUCCUUCACAAGGAUAACACAGAUAGUGCUAAUGAGGAAUCAAGUCCUUCUCUUACUAUUCCAGAGAUAUCAAGCAUCCCCGUCUCGAAGCCUAACAGGUUUCAGGCAGGAUUCUUGUCAAAAGCUCGACCAUCGGAUGCUGGAGGCUCACCCACACCACCUACCAUCUCCAUAAACCCCACAUCAUCUUCUUCUGAGGGCGAGGAUAAGCCUAGCCCUUUGCGAAAUCUCGAUGUCUCGAGAGCAGCUAAUAUCUACUCUCCGAAGACACGCCUUUCUCUAAGCCCCUCACAAAUACCCGCACCUCGUGUAUCAUCAUUUUCGUCUUACGACGAGAACCACCCCCCUUCAUCCGAUUCAGAAAAUUCCGCGAUCAUCGACACGUCUAAGCUACGUUCGGCGAUCCACGCGAGCAAGAGACCAAAGCGUCUAUCCUCGUUAGCGGGAAGCGUAACGGGCGCCGCUUCGGCCUCUAGAAGAGUGUCGUCAAUCGGAUCCCUUACCGGCGCACACAAGACCAGCGUUAGUUACUCGGGUCCCCUCGCAUCAAGCACAAACGGCAUCUCGCGAUUACGACGUGGUAGUGCGGAGCGUCGUAGGAGCCCUCCCAUCAGCUGCUCGCCGCAAGAUAUGGGCGUAGGUCAGUCCAAGGCUUUUACGCCCGGCCAGGCUAGACGCAUGAACCUUAGCAGUAGCGUGCGCGGCAUGAGCGGACUCGCAAGCCCGAGCGAGAGAAGGGAGAGAAUGGAAGCUACUAGCAGCCGUGGCCGUCGAAUUACUAUUGGUAGUUCGGCGAUGGCUGGUGGUAGCAUGAGGAGGGACAGAGGAAGCAGUUGGCGAUGAAUUCUCCAUGAUGACUGUAUAAAUGCGGUGGAUUUAAGACAUGCACGAAUGAGGAGUCGGGUUGUGGAAUGAGCUUGUUUUUGCAGAUUGCGCGCAUCUUUGUUCCCGUUGGAAGUCUCCAGUCGAGACAGGAGUUCUGGGUGGUUCUUUUUUUUUAUUACUGUCCCAUUCUCGCUACAUCACGAUCGGUCGGCAGACAGACACGUAUAGGAGUUGGGGGGGUUCUGUAUCAAGUAAUUUUCUGUAUUAACUAGGGUCCGGUCGCAUUGCUAC